Messenger RNA from Cuculus canorus (common cuckoo), 5209 nucleotides. It is a transcript of the gene LZTR1, whose product is annotated as leucine zipper like transcription regulator 1. The record is from RefSeq and is a predicted model, not a curated record. Gene Ontology annotation, cellular component: Golgi apparatus. NCBI's taxonomy places the organism in Eukaryota, Metazoa, Chordata, Aves, Cuculiformes, Cuculidae. Gene Ontology annotation, molecular function: protein binding. Bases 2402 to 4561 code for a protein of 719 amino acids. The transcript has 19 exons.
GGACUGAGGGACCUGGGGGUGGUUAGCCUGAGGGGAGACCUCAUCUGUCUAUAACUGCCUGAAAGGUUGUACCAAGGUGGGUGCUGGUCUGUUCUCCCAAGUGAGGGGUGAUAGGAGAGAGGGAAUGGCCUCAAGUUGCACCAGGGCAGGUUCAGAUUGGGCAUCAGGAAUAAUGUCUUCACCAAAAAGGUUCUCAGGCACUGGCAGAGGCUGCCCAGGGAGGUGGUGGAGUCCCCGUCCCUGGAGGGGUUUAACAGAUGGGUGGUUGAAGUGCUCAGGGAUCUGGUUUAAUAGUGCACAGGUGUGGUUGCACUCGAUGAUCUCAAGGGUCUUUUCCAACUUGAUUCUAUGAUUCUGUUGUUUUCCAAGGACUCAUUUUUAUGUUAUUAUGAACUUCACAGCAGCCAAAUCUUUGCUAACUGGGCCUUUGGACCUUGCAUUUGAGACGGAGAGAGGCUGCACGCAGAGGGGAUCGGAUGUGGAUCCCUCUGUUCAGCACAGACCACACUGAACACAGGAAUUGCUGUGUUCAGCUUCAGGAAAUACGCUGUUGGAAAAAAAACAUGCUGUAAAAGAAACCAGGCUGUCAGAGGGGCGUUCUGUCUAACUUUCAAAAAAUGUAGCUACUUGGGUGAAACUUAGCUCCAUUUUAGCUUAAAUCAAAAUAGUCCACUUUUUGUUAUAGUAACUAUUUCUUGUGCCAGGGGGAUCAGGGCUGUCCUGGGCGGGCACUGGGACGGAGGGAAUCAGGGCUGCCCUUCAAUCCACAGGCAGUGGAUUCAGUCACUGAAGGAAUCGCUGCUCACAGUAUCAGCAGAAGUGGUUUUAACAUGACACUGCAAAAAGCAUGACUUAGUGGAGGUUGAUGGUAGGGUUCACGCUAUUAAUUACUAUGUGGAAGAAGCAUACAGGGUAACAUUGAGCUAGAACUGAGUUCACAGAGAGACCAGAGAUGCAGAGGGGUCAGGGAGACCCUCCUGCUAGGAUGUCAGAGUCAGAGGAAUCCCCCUCACUCUCUGAGCUCCUUACGGAGCUGAUGCCUGGCCAGGUCAGAGCUUAGUUUCAGACUCGGUCCAUGGUUUAUGUCUGAUGGAGUUGCCUAUACAAAGCUUGUAAUAAUAAACAUUAAGCAGCUACGCAGAUGGUAAAGUUUCCUUAGUGUCAAUUCAGCAUGCAAUCAAAUUACCACAUUAAAAGGUUAUUAGAGCAUCGUGGAAUGAUUUAGGCUGGAAGGGACCUUAAAGCCCAUCCAGUCCCACCCCCUGCCAUGGGCAGGGACACCUCCCACUGGAUCAGGGGGCUCAGAGCCCCAUCCAACCUGGCUUUGAACACCUCCAGGGAUGGGGCAGCCACCACUUACCUGGGCCAGGGCCUGCCACCCUCACAGUGAAGAAUUUCUUCCUAACGUGAUGUUGGCUGCUUGCCAAAGUUAACUGCCUCUGGCAUGAGAGCUUUCUACCUUGAGGAGUACCUUGAGAGGCAUCCCAGUGCAAGGGGAGAUCAUCACUGUGCAGCCGAGCAGGGACAGCGCCAGGAAAGCUCACUUAGGCUGUCAUAUUUAUAGGAUAAAGUGGUUGACUCUUAGUCACAUUGCAGGGGAUGGAAAAGCCAUGCAUGAGACUCUUCUAUCCACAGGUUACUUUCUUCUGCAAUACAUGAGUCUUUGAAAAUCCACCGGCUAUUGAUGCAUGAAACGCAUGAUGGGGGAUGCAGGCUCAUAUGCAUCGGUGCUCAGUGUGUCACUGCAUCGUGGUGGACAAUAAUCAGGGUUCUCUGUCCAUUAUUUGUGUCCCUGAGUCGUUCUUGCCCCAUCCCUGGUGGUGUUCGAGGCCAGAUUGGAUGGGGCUUGGAGCCCCUGAUCCAGUGGGAGGUGUCCCUGCCCAUGGCAGGGGGUUGGAACUGGUUGGGCUUUGAGGUUCUUUCCAACCCAAACCAUUCCGUGGUUCUGUGGUUCUAUAAUUCUACCAAAUUCCUUUUAGCAACCCACUGGGGUCAUUGUGUCCAACAGUUUCUUUCCCAUAGGGAUAGGCAAUAAAUCCUGACAGAAUAUGCCCUUAGAUUAUAGCCAUUGGUGGAUUGUGGCAGGAGUUGUGGAAGAAAGCCGAAGGUGGCCAAGGGCGUGGAGAGGAUGGAAGAGGAAGGAAUAUUUGCAAAAUGCAAGGUACCUGCUUAGAAGCUGCUUAGCAAGACAGGGAGAGUAAUAAUAAAAGGGAGCAAGACCUAAAAGAACUUCAAGGCAGAAACGCAGCUGAAUUAAUAGUCCCUUUGAAAACUGAGCAACAGGAAGAAAAGGAGAAAAGACGAAAGACGGAGGAAGGGGUCAGGAUGGUGCUUCCAUGGGCUCCCCACCCCCCUGGCAUUGUACAGGUUAGGAAGUUAACAGCAUCCCCUGGAGAAUGGGAUGGGACGUAUGGGUGACCCCACUGAUGGCGAACCAGGGAAGACAAUGCUGAACGACCUGCUGCGCUUCGACGUGAAGGACUGCUCGUGGUGCAGGGCUUUUACGACGGGGACUCCACCAGCACCGCGGUAUCAUCACUCGGCUGUGGUCUACGGGAGCAGCAUGUUUGUGUUCGGUGGCUACACUGGAGACAUUUAUUCCAAUUCCAACCUGAAGAAUAAAAAUGAUCUCUUUGAAUAUAAGUUUGCAACUGGACAGUGGACAGAGUGGAAGACUGAAGGAAGGUUGCCAGUUGCAAGGUCAGCUCACGGCGCAACAGUGUACAGUGACAAGCUGUGGAUCUUCGCAGGAUAUGAUGGCAACGCACGGUUAAAUGAUAUGUGGACGGUUGGCCUACAGGAUAGAGAGCUCACAUGCUGGGAAGAGAUUGAACAAAGCGGUGAAAUUCCUCCUUCAUGCUGUAAUUUCCCUGUGGCUGUUUGCAAAGACAAGAUGUUUGUUUUCUCUGGCCAAAGUGGAGCAAAGAUUACCAAUAAUCUCUUUCAGUUUGAAUUCAAGGAAAAGAUUUGGACACGAAUUCCUACCGAGCACUUGCUUCGUGGCUCCCCUCCUCCUCCCCAGCGAAGAUACGGCCACACAAUGGUUGCGUUCGACCGGCAUCUCUACGUGUUUGGUGGUGCUGCAGAUAACACACUGCCCAACGAACUUCACUGCUACGACGUGGACUCUCAGACUUGGGAAGUCAUCCAGCCCAGCCCAGAUAGUGAGUUACCCAGUGGGAGACUCUUCCAUGCGGCAGCCGUUAUCUCCGAUGCAAUGUACAUCUUUGGCGGCACAGUGGACAAUAACGUUAGAAGUGGAGAAAUGUACCGGUUCCAGUUUUCCUGUUACCCUAAAUGCACCCUACAUGAAGAUUAUGGGAGGCUGUGGGAAAACAGGCAGUUCAGCGACUUGGAGUUCGUUUUGGGAGAGAAGGAAGAACGGGUCCGAGGGCACACUGCAAUUGUUACAGCUCGCUGCAAGUGGCUGAAAAAGAAAAUCAUCCAGGCAAGGGAGAGGUUGAAACAGAAAUCAAAGCAAGAUAUUGAAGAUGAGGGUCAUGCGACAUGUCAGAAGGAUGGGAUCGGUGGGAAUGUCAAGUUGUGCCGCCUGCAGCCACUGCUGGAAGUUCCCAUCCGAGAGGCUGAGGCACAACCCUUCGAGGUGCUCAUGCAGUUUCUGUAUACGGAUAAAAUAAAAUACCCUCGCAAAGGUCACGUGCAGGAUGUGUUACUUAUUAUGGAUGUAUACAAACUAGCCCUAAAUUUCAAGCUCUCUCGGCUGGAACAGCUCUGCCUUCAAUAUAUUGAAGCAUCCGUAGAUCUGCAGAAUGUGCUCAUUGUGUGUGAAAAUGCUAACAAGCUUCAGCUGGAUCAGCUAAAGGAACAUUGCCUGAACUUUGUGGUGAAGGAAUCCCAUUUUAAUCAGGUAAUAAUGAUGAAGGAGUUUGAGCAUCUUUCUUCGUCCCUCAUCGUGGAGAUUGUACGGAGGAAACAGCAGCCUCCUGUUCGAACACAUUCUGAUCAGCCGCUCGACAUCGGAACGUCUUUAAUUCAGGACAUGAAGGCUUACCUGGAAGGAGCUGGGACUGAGUUCUGUGAUAUCAUCCUUCUCCUCGACGGCCACCCGCGCCCGGCCCAUAAAGCGAUCCUGGCAGCCCGCUCCAGUUACUUCGAAGCCAUGUUCCGUUCCUUCAUGCCAGAAGAUGGACAAGUGAAUAUUUCUAUAGGUGAAAUGGUUCCCAGCAAGCAAGCAUUUGAAUCUAUGCUUAGAUACAUUUAUUAUGGAGAAGUGAACAUGCCGCCUGAAGACUCCCUCUACCUCUUUGCUGCGCCGUACUAUUACGGCUUCUCCAACAACAGGCUGCAGGCGUACUGUAAGCAGAAUCUAGAAAUGAACGUCACUGUGGAGAACGUGCUCCAGAUUUUAGAGGCGGCUGACAAGACCCAGGCCCUGGACAUGAAGAGGCACUGCCUGCACAUUAUCGUUCACCAGUUCACCAAGGUCUCCAAGUUGCCAAAUCUCCGCUCCCUGAGUCAGCUCCUCCUCCUUGACAUCAUAGAGUCGUUAGCUAACCACAUAUCAGACAAGCAGUGCGCAGAGCUGGGCUCAGACAUAUGACGGGCUUUGGUAAUCGAACUUUUCAUUUGUUCCUCAAAAAACCCUAGCACUUUACACUUGAUUUUCUUUUUUUACCAUUCCAUACUGAGCUGCUCAGUGUCUACCCAGCAUAGCAGGCGGCCUAGAGGAAUACGGACCGCCGAGCUGCCCUCCCGUGGAUUCGCCUGGUUUGUACCUUCAUGGUUCAGAAGGGUUUGGUCUCUGUUGCGCAAAUUUAAAAUUGAAACCAUUACAGGAAUGAAUUAAUUCCAUGUGGUUUGGGGAGUAACUUAGUUUAGAAUCAAGCCUGUUAUUACUUUCAUACUGGAAAAUAAAGCAGUCGUAAGAGAGUCACUAAUGCUGUGAGUGGAAGUGAGGUAUUACAGAACUGGAAGGAGAGCACAUGGUGUUCACAGCGAGGCUGACUGCUGGACCAGAAGGUGGUGACUUCUUGGAGGCUCUCCAUGGUGUGAGUUAAAAGACAAACCUUUCCCAGCUGCCUCGGUUGGUGGGCUGCAGGAGGGCCAGACCUGUGUUCUGCGGCAGGUCAGCCUGGAAGAUUACAGCGGUCCUUUCUGACCAUCAAAUCCAUUAAUGCUGUCCCACUAAGCCUUUCUAAAGCAAUUUGUUAAUAAAGAGUCAACAUCUUCUUCUGGCAUUUCAUGAUUG